AUGGCAGCAAGUCCUGGGAGCCGAGAGCUCUCAGGUGUCACUGGGACUACAGCUCCAAACGUUGGCAGCUGCGUGGAUCAGCCCAGACCCCCAGGAGGGGACAGAUGGACAGAGCCGCAGGGUGACAGGGAGCUGUUUCCUGAGGGGGAGCUACUGCUGCAGGCACUCAAUGGAUUUGCCAUCGCCACGACUGGAGACGGCUACAUCAUCUAUAUCUCCCCUGCCGUGUGGGACUACUUGGGCUUCCACCAGUCGGAUCUCAUCUACCAGAGUGUGUACGAGAUGAUCCAUGCGGGCGACAGGGCCGUCUUCCGCCGCCAGCUGCACAGGACCCCACUGCAUGCUGCUGACAGUGAAUGCAGCGCCACGUCCAGCCCCCAGCACCUCCAUGCUGAGAAGCAAUCCUUGGUGGAGAGGAGCUUCACCUGCCGCUUCCGCUGCCUGCUGGAUAACUCCUUGGGAUUCUUGGCCUUGAAUUUCCACACCAUUACAGGGUGCCUGAAGUUCCUUCUUGGGCAGCAAAAGUCAGCAGCAGACAAGUCCCCAGUUGCUCUCUUUGCCAUUGCCACACUCCUCCAGCCUCUCUCCAUCCUGGAGCUCCAGACCAAAACACUGAUCUUCCAGACAAAGCACAAGCUGGACUUCACUCCCAUGGCCUGUGAUUCCCGGAGGAAGGUUGUCCUGGGAUACACAGAAGUGGAGCUGUGCAGAAGAGGGUCCGGAUACCAGUUUGUUCAUGCGGCUGACAUUAUGCACUGCGCAGAGCACCACGUGAGAAUGAUGAAGACAGGGGAGAGCGGGCUGACAGUAUUCCGGCUGCUGACCAAGAGGAGAAGCUGGGUGUGGGUGCAGGCCAACGCACGGCUGGUGUACAAACUGAUGCCCGACUGCAUCAUCGCCCGUCAGUGAGCCCUGUCGAAUGAAGAAGGGGAGGAACAUCUCCAGAAGAGAAACUUGCAGCUGCCUUUCAGCUUUGCCACAGGGGAAGCAGUCUUGUGUGGGAAUGACCUUCCUGGGUUCUUUGACUCGUUCCAAGCCAAGGAGGAGUUGCAGGUGCAAGCAAACUCCAAGUCAGAGCAGCGCUUGGUAGACCCCAGCUCUCUCCUUGGGGCCAUGAUGAAGCAGGAUGCAUCCGUAUACAAUUCCCACGCUGAUAACGUGCCUCAGGUCUCCCUGCUAGCUCUCAUCCCUGAGCCUGAUGGGCUGACUCAGAAGGAGGAUGUCAGCAGGGCCAAGGAGGACAGCAACUCCCUCCUGGUGGUCAUCGAAACCCUCUUUGAGAAGAGUGAGGUGGAUGGAAACGUCUGCCAGACCCUAAAGGUGGACAGCACAGAGCUGCAGCAGUGGGAGGAGGCUCUGCUCAGCCUGGGGGUAGAGGAGGAGCCACUAGCUCAGGGGCUUGGCCAGAGGCCGGGCACCAAGGUGACAUCCUAUAUAGAGCAGAUGCUCCCCAGGGAGGGUGUUGGAAAGAGCCUGGACUUCCCACACUGCCAUGAGGAAAACAGUGCUAUGGCUCACUUCCAGCGCUGCUGGGCAGCUGGUUCAGCAUUCCCAGCACAGCCCCAGGCAGCGGGCACAUGGGGAGGCCAGGGGGCUGUGGGCUCCGUGGGCUCCGUAGCCUCCGUUACCUCUGAGGGCAGCUUUGCCCAGCCAGAGCAGCAGGCUGGGGCAGCUCCUCAGAGGAGCCAUGGGGCAGGGCCAGUGCACCACAGCGGACUCCUGCUGAACUCCAGCAUGGAUCCCAGCACCCACGAGAUGGACUGCGUUGUGCUGUCCAAGUGCCACUAUGGAAACAGCCUUUUUAGGCAUGAGAGCAACUUCCUGAGGGAUGCUGCUAAACCUGGUUUGGGGCUCCAUGUGAACCAGGAGCCCUGUCUUGAAAAGCCACCAGCAGCUGUGAGCUCUUCUGGUACCCGCCAGAGAUCAUCCAAAUCCUUUGGAAAAGAUGUUACCAAGCACUUCAAGAAGCUCAGCAGCAUUGAAGGGUCUCAGGGCUCCAGGGUGCUCAGCAAGAUCUGCAACUCCACUGUGGUGGUGCGUGGCUAUGCAAAUGAAGCAGAAAGCUUUCGCCUGGCCGACGCCCCUGGAAAAAGGAGCCGGGCGGAAACAAGGAAGUCGGAUAGAGAAAGCGACAAGUGUCGCCACAAUCCGUCACCGCGGGAGACACAGCUGCUGAUGCCGCCACUGCUGAGUCGUCAGUGCCAGAGUCCACCCGGUGGGAAAAAGCCCUUGGACCACGGCAUCCCAGGGAGUAGACGCAACUUCCGCACACCCUGA
This is a messenger RNA of Vidua macroura (Pin-tailed whydah), 2277 nucleotides long. Its product is annotated as circadian locomoter output cycles protein kaput-like. Lineage: Eukaryota; Metazoa; Chordata; Aves; Passeriformes; Viduidae. The record is from RefSeq and is a predicted model, not a curated record. Gene Ontology annotation, cellular component: aryl hydrocarbon receptor complex; nucleus. Gene Ontology annotation, molecular function: nuclear receptor activity; transcription cis-regulatory region binding. Gene Ontology annotation, biological process: regulation of transcription by RNA polymerase II.